AUGACAGCCCCAUCCACGACUGCUGCCUCCACGGCUGUGCCCUUCUUGGAGGUAAAAAAGGAUCUUCGCCUGCUGCAGACAGGGCGGCCGGUGGCGGGGUACUCCAACACACCGGAGCUGCUGGAAAAGCAUCAUGCCUUGACGGGAGGGAAGCCCUACUUCCGCUUCCCGCCGGAGCCCAACGGCUUUCUCCACAUUGGCCAUGCGAAGAGUAUGAACCUGAACUUUGGCUGUGCCGUGGCGCAUGGUGGCAAGUGUUAUCUGCGCUACGAUGACACAAACCCCGAGACGGAGGAGCAGGUGUACAUCGACGCCAUCCAGGAAAUGGUGCGCUGGAUGGGGUGGAAGCCGGACUGGAUCACAUUUUCUUCGGAUUAUUUCCAGCAACUUUACGAUUUUGCGAUUCAACUUAUUAAGACUGGCAAGGCAUAUGUGGACCACUCCACCGCGGAUGAAAUUAAGAAGCAGCGCGAGAGUCGAGAGGAAAGCCCGUGGCGCAAUCGCUCCAUCGAAGAAAAUCUUAAUCAUUUUGAGUACAUGCGCCAGGG
This is a messenger RNA of Trypanosoma cruzi, 548 nucleotides long. Its product is annotated as glutaminyl-tRNA synthetase, putative. Gene Ontology annotation, biological process: glutaminyl-tRNA aminoacylation. The record is from RefSeq and is a predicted model, not a curated record. Gene Ontology annotation, molecular function: ATP binding; glutamine-tRNA ligase activity. The transcript has a single exon. Gene Ontology annotation, cellular component: cytosol. The annotation marks the transcript as partial. Lineage: Eukaryota; Euglenozoa; Kinetoplastea; Trypanosomatida; Trypanosomatidae.